This is a messenger RNA of Triplophysa rosa, 5652 nucleotides long. RefSeq names its product NACHT, LRR and PYD domains-containing protein 3-like. Bases 178 to 3147 code for a protein of 989 amino acids. Lineage: Eukaryota; Metazoa; Chordata; Actinopteri; Cypriniformes; Nemacheilidae. The transcript has 11 exons. Gene Ontology annotation, molecular function: protein binding. The record is from RefSeq and is a predicted model, not a curated record.
UGCGGCGAACUAGUGAAACGAAUUGUCGUUUGGUCCAGAUUUUGUUCGAAAUCAGGUCACAGAUGGUCAUUUUUCGAUUUCGAAUGUAGUAUGUUGAGCCCAGAAUUCACCAGAGUAAAUUAUGUGACUAAGCCAGAGAAACCUGUUGAUCGAGAGAGUAUGCAGUGAAUGUGAAACAUGAGUUCUGAUGCAGAUCAGGUGGAAGGAGGAUUUCCCCCCAACAUUGAACACACCAGUUCAGUGAAGUAUCAGAUAUCAGACUCAUCAGGGUUCAGCUGUGUGUCCAUGAAAAGUGAAAACUCUCUUGGUCAAUUUGUAAACUUUAAAGAUGGUCACAGCCCAAUCCAGGACCAGAUGUCAGACUCACCAGAGCCCAGCAGUGUGUCCAUGAAGAGUAAAAACUCUAUUGGCCAAUUUGUGAACUUUAAAGAUGGACACAGACCAGUCCAGCAUCCGACAUCACACUCACCAGAAAUCGGUGGGUUCAAACCGAGAGAUCAGUGUAUGGAUCAGUUCAGAGAUAUAAAUGAUGAUCACAGACCACACCAAACAGAGGCUGAAGGUGAAGAUUUGAAAACCCAACAGAAACCAAACAUGACUGAGGUCUACAAAUCAAAUCUGAGGAAGAAGUUUGAGUGCUUGUAUGAGGGAACAUCACAUAAGAGAAACCCAACACAGCUGAAUGAGAUCUACACAGAGCUCUACAUUACAGAGAGUGAAAGUGGAGAGAUCAGUAAUAAACAUGAGAUGAGACAGAUUGAGAUACAAUCCAGGAGAACAGCAACAGAGGACACACCAAUCAAAUGCAAUGACAUCUUUAAAGCUUUACCUGCACAAGACAAACCCAUCAGAAGUGUUCUGACAAAGGGAGUCGCUGGCAUUGGAAAAACAGUCUCUGUGCAGAAGUUCAUUCUGGACUGGGCUGAAGGGAAAGAGAAUCAGGACGUCCACCUCAUAUUUCCACUUCCUUUCAGAGAGAUCAAUUUGAUUAAGAACAAAACACUCAGUCUUUUAGAUAUUCUUCAUCUUUUCUUCCCAGAGACACAAGAAAUGGAAAUCUCCAGCGGUGAAUAUAAAGUGUUGUUCAUCUUUGAUGGUUUGGAUGAGUGUCGCGUGUCUCUGGAUUUCUGCAGCAGUGUGAGGUUGUGUGAUGUAAGUGAAUCAGCCUCAGUGGACGUGAUGCUGACAAACCUCAUGGCGGGGAAUCUGCUUCCCUCUGCUCUCAUCUGGAUCACCUCCAGACCAGCAGCAGCUGAUCUCAUCCCCUCUGAGUGUGUUGAUCGGGUCACAGAGGUACGAGGCUUCACUGACAAACAGAAGGAGGAAUACUUCAGCAAGAGAAUCAGUGAUGAGAGUCUGAACAACAGAAUCAUCUCACACCUGAAGUCAUCCAGGAGCCUCUACAUCAUGUGUCACAUCCCAGUGUUCUGCUGGAUUUCAGCCACUGUUCUAGAGAGAAUGUUGAGUGAAGCAGAGAGUGAAGGAGAGAUCCCCAAGACUCUCACUCAAAUGUACACACACUUCCUGAUCAUUCAGACAAACAUCAAACAUCAGAAGGACUAUGAGAAGAAAGUGAAGAGUGAUGAAGACAUGAUCUUCAAACUGGGCAAACUGGCUUUUGAGCAGCUUGUGAAAGGCAAUGUGAUCUUCUAUGAUGAAGACCUGAGAGAGUGUGGCAUUGAUGUAGCAGAAGCGUCAGUGUACUCAGGAUUGUGCACUCAGAUCUUCAGAGAAGAGUUUGGCUUGUAUCAGGGGAAAGUUUAUAGCUUUCUUCAUCUGAGCAUUCAGGAACAUCUAGCAGCUCUUUACGUGCACCUUGAAUUUAUAAACAACAACAGAAAUGUGCUUGACCAGAUUAUCAAACCAACUCAAGGAGAGAAGAUUUCAAUAUCUGAUCUGUAUCACAAAGUUAAAAAUAAAGUUUCAAUGUCUGACCUGCAUCAGAAAGCUGUAGAUGAGGCUCUUCAGAGUAAAAAUGGACAUCUGGAUAUUUUUCUUCGUUUUCUUCUGGGUUUGUCACUGGAGCCUAAUCAGAAUCUUCUACGAGGUUUUAAGAUGACACAGACAAUAAUAAGCUCUCACAGCAAUGAGAAAACAGUCGAGUAUAUCAAGAAGACGAUCAGGAGCACGCAAUCUCAAGAGAAAUCCAUCAAUCUGUUUCACUGUCUGAAUGAACUGGGUGAUCGUUCACUAGUGGAGGAAAUCCAACAUCAUCUGAAAUCUGGAACAUUAAGAAAAACCAAACUCUCUUCAUCUCAGUGGUCAGCCGUAGUUUUUCUGUUGUUGACAUCAGAACAGGAGCUGAAUGAGUUUAAAUUGAAAGAAUUUGUUAGUGGAGAAAACAAAGAUGAAACACUUUUUGCUCUAAAGAAGAUGCUUCCUGUGAUUUGUGAAUCCAGAUCAGUUCAGUUGUAUUAUAGUAACAUCACAGAUGAAGGUUGUGCUGCUCUGUCUUCAUCUCUGAGAUCAAACCCCUCACACUUGACACAUCUGGAUCUGUCUGGCAAUAAAUUUGGAGAUUCAGGAGUGAAGCUGAUCUCUACUGUACUGGAGAAUCCUCACUGUAAACUGAAGAUACUGGAGAUGAGCAAUUGUAAUAUCACAGAUGAAGGUUGUGCUGCUCUGUCUUCAGCUCUGAGAUCAAACCCCUCACACCUGAGACAUCUGGAUCUGUCUCUGAAUAAUCUAGAGGAUUCCGGAUUGAAGCUGAUCUCUAUUGUACUGGAGAAUCCUCACUGUAAACUGGAGAUACUGGAGUUAAGAUGUUGUCAUUUCACAGCUGAAGGUUGUGCUGCUCUGACUUCAGCUCUGAGAUCAAACCCCUCACACCUGACAGAACUGAAUCUGAAUAAUAAUAAUGUAGGAGAUUCAGGAGUGAAGCUGAUCUCUACUCUACUGGAGAAUCCUCACUGUAAACUGGAGAUACUGAAGUUGUGUGUUUGUAAUAUCACAGAUGAAGGUUGUGCUGCUCUGACUUCAGCUCUGAGAUCAAACCCCUCACACCUGAUACAUCUAAAUCUGGCCAGUAAUAAACUAGAAGAUUCAGGAAGGAAGAUGCUGUCUGACCUAAAAUAUGAUCCACUUUAUAAACUGAAGAAGCUAUUCUGUAACAAAUGUCAGUCUGAGCCUCAGCUGAUGGGAUGGUAAGGAGCUACAGAGUCUUACAGUCCACACAAUCAACACAGACUGAAGAAGAGACAGUGGGCCUUAUUUUAACUUAGCGCAUGGUCUAAAGCGCAUGGCGCAGGUGCACUUAGAGAGUGUCAGAAUGCACUUUUGCUGUUUACCAAAGGAAAAUAUAUAUUGCUUCGAAUUGAAAACAACCACUGCCACCAUAUUGAAGGGUCAUUCCAAACGAAAGUGCUCAUAACUGGCCGCUUCCAAGGGCCCUUUGGAGUGAAGAAUUUCAAAGGCUACAACUGAUGGACACUUCACGGUCCCAUGAUUCUUUGCACACAUUCUGCCGAAAACACCUCCUUAUGGGCACAGAAUGAUGAUACAGAAGGGCACAUCAAGAAACAGGUCCCCUACACCCUUCAAAGCUCUCACUCCGGACUCGGAGUAUAAUACCUUCAAAGGGAUUAGGGGUAUAGGGAUGAGCCCUUCAGAAUGGAAUGCAGGGUCUAUGAGUCAAGGGUGUGUUUUGGCCGUAACAUGCAAUAAACCAAUCUCCCAUUCCCUUUAAAACGCAGUUGCAUUUGCGCCAUGGCGGAUUCUCUAUUUACAUGGCGGAAUAUAAAAAGAGCAAAGACUGGCAUCUUUUAUCAGUUCGACAUGCCUGCCAUCAGGUAGACUUUCCUCCUGCAAGAUAUGAUACAUAAUUAUAAGGAUAAAAAAAAUCUACAUUAUGCGAUUCCCAGUAUGCAGGAAGUAUGAGUAAUUUGUAAUAAAUAUGACAUAAGCCGCAAAAAUAAUUUUGCUCUUUGUCACUUUUUCUUCAAAGUCAAGCCCCACGGCCAAUCACCCAAGAAACAAUCCUGCCAGAUGACAUGGUCACCCUACCUGAGCCAGACAUGAUGGAUAUCAUCUAACUCUGAUAAUCCAUUUAUGUACAUGGAAUGUUUCUCUGUUGCUUGACUAUUGUUAGUUCAUGUGUUUACCUUCUGUGUUUCAUAAAGAUGCUGAGCACCACGAUUUAUUACAAUUUAUUUUAUUGCACAAAGGACUCUGCGAGUCAGCAGUGAUGAGAUCGAGUCAGCUGGCCUGUGAGUGGGUGGAGGAGAACUAACAUCACUUUGCUGGGAAUAUUUACCUACCAAUGAUCUUGAGGAUGACUGAUGAUGAUGCUUUGUUGGCCAUCAUGAUGUGGGAUCUGUUUAUGAACACCAUGCUUUAUGAUGGUGAAAUGGAUGAAUAUGGACUCCCUUCCUCUACACUUUUAAAAGACUAGAGAACCUUUAAAACUACUUAGGUUGAUCUGAUCUGUGUAAUGUGUUUUUGAAACUCAAUACACUAAAAUUAAAUUUACUGUCUUAUUAAUAUCAGUUAGUUAUCAUUUUUUCAUAGACGGAAGAUUUUUAUGUUUAGCUACACAAUAUUAUUAAGGAAAGUAGAAACAAAUGAAUCCAGCAACACUUAAUCCAUGACAGUGCAUGGAGUAGGCUAUGUGAUUUUUUAGAUAAAUGGAAAAAGGAAUAGAUUAAAAAAGAAAAGAGAAACAGUACAAUGACAGUAUUUGAAGUUUAGUUUCUGAAAUUGCUAUUUGUAGUAAGACCAUGGUUAAUUUUCACAUUUCUAUCAAGGUGUUCAGGUCAAGUGUUGGAAAAAAUGGCAAAUAUGAUCUCAGAGAUCUCAGGCUUGCAUUAACGUUAAUAGGCAGUUGGGGGGGCUUGAUUGCACUUCACCAGGUCGACAGGGGUGGGGCUAGACCAGGUAAAGCUCCGCACUUUGCCUCCAGCGAACUCUGCAGUGAGCAACACUCCUGACGAAUGAGCUUCAAUAGUUGCUCACCUGCACUGGCAGUAUCAGUAUACACCAAAGUUUUUGGGGGAAACUUUUGUACAUAUAUACGUGAUAAUGUGUACACUCUGUUAUCUUUACAUUGGAAAAAUGUAUUAUUUGGCUUUGUUAGCAUGGACAAAAGGUAAAUAGGUGGUUUUAUAUGAUUAACCUUUUAAUUCUUUUGGCCAAAUUUCAUGUACACAAAUGUAAAUUCUCCAUGCAGUUGUAAACCAAACUUUAAGGUUUUUCUCAUUGAAUUUAAGCAAUAUAUAGAAACACUCUCUUAUUCUACAAAUGUUAAAGCAAUAAAAACUCUGUCCUGUUGUAAUUAUUUUCAAAUUCCCCACUAGCAAACCUUAAUUGUUUAGCUUUUCCUUUUUAUUUAUUUACAUAGUCUUGUGUUAUUUUGAAUUCACGUCUAGUUCUUUAUUUAUUUUUGUUAACAUUUACCCCCUGGCCAUUAAUGUUAUAUUAUUUGGGUUUAUUUGUUUAUUCUUGGUUAUCUAUAUUGUAUUGAUACUUUUUCACUUCAAUAAAAAAAAGUUUCUCAUGUGUGCUGACUGAAUAUAUUAAUGCAAGCCAUACACAUGAAAUGUGAAAGUAUUUAGUUAACCAUUUGCCAUUUUAAACAGGUAGAGUCGGUUAUUUUAAUAGGAAGUAUUAAAUGUUUAGUAUGUGUAAAGGCUGGAGGAUGUAAUGUCAUGUCAUGUC